Drosophila persimilis is the source of this 633-nucleotide messenger RNA. RefSeq lists its product as uncharacterized. Lineage: Eukaryota; Metazoa; Arthropoda; Insecta; Diptera; Drosophilidae. The transcript has 2 exons. The record is from RefSeq and is a predicted model, not a curated record. Bases 1 to 633 code for a protein of 210 amino acids.
AUGCUCGGCCUGGGCCUGGUGAUGGGUACUCUGCCCAAAGUGAAGCUUCCAACCACCCCGAAGAUCCAUCGCCUGGAGCAACAGACAGAGCUUCUGUCUGUCCAGAAUCCUGUGGCGACGCAAAUGUGCUUCGGCUUCUAUGGACCCAUCCUGAACAAUGUUUCCACCACAUACGAGAUCAAUUACUCGGUGUGCGCCAACAACUACGAGAUGGCCAGCCAGAACAUAUACUGCCGCUGGAACAGUACGCUCGUUGGAUUGUCCCACGACGGAGACUCUGGCUGCAAUACCUUCGUCGAUUGCGCCACAAUUGUCGACUAUGUGGAGGCCUUUGAGUGCUUCGCCAGAGUGGGGGCCCAAGAGUCCAAAACGAUGUAUUCGAUUUCAGCAAACGCCACCCAAAUAGCUGCCACCAUUCAGAGUGAUCUUCUUCUUUUGGAGAGCCGACGGGACGUAUGCGUAAAUGAUGCCGAGAGGGACUUUGUGGAGGAUACGGCUAGCACAUAUGAGCAUUUGAAUGCCUGCCUCAAUGGAGCUGCUCUGCCAAAUGAACCAGUCUCUACAGAACGACCAAGUACAACAGAAAUACCAGAUACAGAAGGCACAACAGGCUUUAGGAUAUAUUGGAACUAA